GUAACAAUUUGCCUGAUCUUUUGAAGUAGGUGCCGGCACGCGCAGGGAUGGGAAAUUGGGUUGCUAAACUUUUUUACGGUUCUACAAAAAGGGAAGGUAUUAAUGGGUCAGCACAGGGGAGGAUCUAUGCACGAGCUAUGCCCCAAAUUCCUGGAUCCGCCCCUGGGUCAGCAAGAGUAGCUUCUAGGAUUGAAGAAGGAAGUGAUGAUGAUUCCGGCAGCAGCAGCAGCAGCAGCACAGAAUCGUGCUCAAACACCACGGCCAACGCUAGCGGGACUACGACGGUUUCCGUUGACGGUGGGGAGGGCAGUUUAGCAUGCAAUGAUACUAAUAAGAAGAAGAAGAACAAUAAGAAGCACCAGCAGCUUGUUGUAUUGAAAAACCCAACAUGGCAUAACAUUCAUGAAAAGUACUGGAUUGACCAUAGCCGGGAGGUGGGGAGAGGAGGGUGGGGGGUGGUACGCGUGUGCAUAGAUUUGGACUCCGGCGAGGAACUGGCGUGCAAGUCCAUGGUCAAAGCCAAACUGGUGCAGAAUGAUGAGGACGUUGAAUGCCUGAGGAGAGAAAUUGCGAUCUUGUACCACUUGCAGAACUGCCCAAACGUUGUCACCAUCAAAGGCGCUUUUGAAGAUGACGACCAAAUCCACAUUGUGAUGGAGCUGUUAAAGGGCAAUUCGUUGCUUCACCCCUUCCACGAAAGGACGCUCUUGGGCCUCACCCUCACAGAGGAGGAGGCUUCAAACCUUACCAGGGCUAUUGUGCAAGUUAUCCAGGUCUAUCUAAUAAAUAAAUCAAUAUACACUCAUUAAAUACGACUAAAUGAAAUGCUUUUGCAGGAAAGAAUAGAGUAUAACUUUAAAAUUCUCUAAAUAGGACUACCUUUUCCAUCUUACCCUUGCUUUUUUUAAUAAAAUAAUAACUCAUGUUUCAUUAAUAC
Messenger RNA from Cuscuta epithymum, 937 nucleotides. The record is from the annotation of a GenBank genome assembly. NCBI's taxonomy places the organism in Eukaryota, Viridiplantae, Streptophyta, Magnoliopsida, Solanales, Convolvulaceae.